This is a messenger RNA of Protomyces lactucae-debilis, 666 nucleotides long. RefSeq lists its product as uncharacterized. Gene Ontology annotation, molecular function: zinc ion binding; DNA-binding transcription factor activity, RNA polymerase II-specific; transcription cis-regulatory region binding. NCBI's taxonomy places the organism in Eukaryota, Fungi, Ascomycota, Taphrinomycetes, Taphrinales, Protomycetaceae. Gene Ontology annotation, biological process: positive regulation of transcription by RNA polymerase II. The coding region runs from base 89 to 529 and encodes 146 amino acids. The record is from RefSeq and is a predicted model, not a curated record. The transcript is spliced from 4 exons. Gene Ontology annotation, cellular component: nucleus.
AUAUCGACCUCCAGGAUUCAACAUACACAUGCCCGCAACAGACACCUGAGUUUGUGCAACCUCGAACAGGAACAGCGACCAGCCGCCCAUGGUCAAAGAUACUUGCAAGCUAGCAGGCCGCAAAGCACCUCGUACAAAGUCAGGAUGCUGGACAUGCCGUGAGCGCAAAGUCAAAUGCGACGAACAAAAGCCAAUCUGCUCAACCUGCUCUCGUCUCGGAUUGGAGUGCGCCGGUUACACAAGCAGGAUUGCCUUUCGAGAUGAUACACCGCGGGUAGUCACGCGAAUGAAGGAUGUGACUGAUGUAUCUGGAUGCGAUGUAUACGAUCAGCGCGCGAGUCGCCGGAGGAGUACGAGCAGGCAUAGUCCGAAUCUGCGCUAUAAGACGUAUACGCCAGAGUACUUUGAGACCUACAGAGAUAUUGCACUCGACGAUGCACAGCAAGAUGAAUCAUCAGGCGACGGGCCGCCUUCCCCUGGUGCGACAGAGAAGCGACUUUGUCCACUCUCGGAGCCAUUCCACGAGUAGUCGCUCUCCAUGGCCUGCACUUCAUCCCGAGGAGCAACCGAUACCCAUGAUUCAACAUCCCGGACCACAGCGGCAUCAUUUGCAUGGCCCCAUAUCGUCAUCGUAUCUACCCUUGCCACAACCUAUUGGUAUGCAGU